Durusdinium trenchii is the source of this 1371-nucleotide messenger RNA. The record is from the annotation of a GenBank genome assembly. NCBI's taxonomy places the organism in Eukaryota, Dinophyceae, Suessiales, Symbiodiniaceae.
AUGGAGAUGGCGAUUCGAGUUUGCCUGAUGAGUGGCGAGGAUGUCCUGGUCCAAGUCGUGCCUGAAAUGAAAGUCAGAGAUUUCAAGGCGGAACUGAAAGGGUUACAGCCUGCUGCUGACGAACUGACGCGCAAGCUUAGUCGCGUGGAUGUCAUUGUGCAAGACAAACAGCUGGUUGAAGAUGAUGAAACCAUCAUGGAGGCGGGAAUUCGCCCAGGUGUCUCCGUCCAAGUCUUGUUCAGCAGCAUCAGCCCAGUGGAAUGCAUCUCCCAAAGCACCUCUGGAUACGACCGAGACUCCUUGUUGGUUGUCCAGAUACCCAGCUCAACCAUGCUCAUCCAGAACCAGGCCUUUGCAGCUUGCAGUGCUUUGACAUCUGUCACCAUGGAGGACUCCGUGUCGCACAUCGGCGAGUUGGCCUUUGGAUAUUGCACCGCGUUACUUCGCGUGCGGAUGUCGCAGGCGCUGAGGGAAGUGGGAAACUAUACCUUUGCAUAUUGCAGAUCUUUAGACACGCUGGUGCUGCCUGACUCACUGUCGCUGGUUGCCGAGGGGCUGUUUAAAGAUUGCACUUCUUUGCGAACCGUCACGAUCCCUGCCUCCGCCACGAUGAUCGGGGAGAGCGCCUUCAGUGGCUGCAGCUCCUUGUGUACCCUCACAAUCUCUGACAAAGUGACCCACAUCAAAGAAUUUGCCUUUGCCAAUUGCAGCUCUUUAAUCAGCAUCACACUUCCGGAGUCUCUCGUAGGUAUUGGGUCUGCAGCCUUUUCGGGUUGUAGCUCCUUGAGCACACUCACACUCCCGGACUCCUUGCGCUAUUUUGCCGCGAUGGCCUUCAGCCACUGCAGCUCCUUGUUGAGUGUGGCGAUUCCCGUCUCAGUGACUUAUAUCUCACAGAAUGCCUUUGCAUACUGCACAUCCCUCAAGAGUGUGUCCAUCCCACACUCGGUCUUCGGCAUUGGCGCUGGUGCCUUUGCGGACUGUGAGUUGUUGGAAGAUGCCCAGGUGCCCAGUUCAGUGGUGGAGUUGGGAGAAGGCGCUUUCAGGGAUUGUCAUCAUUUGCCAAGUGAUCAUCCUGGACUUCGAGUGAGUCCGGACCAGGAGAAGAGUGAUGUUGAAGAAUUGGAAGAGUUGCAGGACCCAGUUGAGCGUGAGGACUCAAACUUGGGGCACCGGCUGUUCAAAAGGACAAAAAAAGGUACCGGAGGAAGCCGCAUGAGGGUCCAAGGUUUAGACACGGGCAUACUGUGCAUUCCUCUUUGCCUGGUUCAGAAUUCAAGGCCAAGCACAACGCCUGAUAUGUUGCUUGUGGAAUGCUUUCUUAGACAUGGACUCCUGAGUUGCUGGGAGCGGAAGGGAUUCGAUGCUUGA